UGUUUGGCGACUAGGUACGGAUGUGUAAGGGUCAAUUAGGCCCUAAUACAAUUGAAGUGAUUAUAGAUUGGAAAUAAGUUAUCAAAUCUCCUUGGUGUAGCGGACUUAGAAUAACUAGUUCUGUUCUUUAAAAUUCCUUUUAACGCCUCUUUUAGUCUAGAAAUAAAAACAUUUUUAUUUGAUUUUGUUUUGUUCCACGACGCUUUCGUCUCUCGGUUACGUUCAGUUACGAGAAUUUUUAAGAUUUUAGUUCUUUUUAUCUGGUUUUUAAGGUUGCUACGCAGAAACAAUGAGGUCAUUGCUUUAGCGCUGUUUGUGGCUUUGAGCACCGCUGCACCACGCAAACGGCACAACCACAUCAAGAUCCCAAGGGAGUGUCAAAACAGUAAGUUUUGCUCUAUCCGGCCAGACGGAUAUGACGAAAUCGAGCGCAGGGUUAAUCGACACUUAUCACCUUAUAUGAUUGGGAACUCUCAGGAAAGAUAUGGACCAAUACCUACAACUGAAAGAAUUGAAACUAACGAUGAUAACUGCCCCAGCAUAAGAUCGCGGCAAUCUUAUUACACCAUAAGGGAGGAGAAUGCAACAACGGUGCAAAUUAUAGUCCAAACUAGCAAUUUUCGUCAAACACUUGAAGUUGUCGAAUGCGAAAGGGAGAAGAUCGAACAGAGACCCAGCGACAGGCAGUGUUUCGAGAACUUGGGCCUCCACAGCUUCUCCAUGAGAGCCACUUGCGAGGAGACCACAGCCACACGCAGUCUUCUCGUUUACGACCCCCUCAAAGAUCAGGUUAUGGAGAAGAACUACACGAUCUCCGUUUGCUGUUCCUGUAGAGUUACACAUAAAUAAUAAUAGUAUUUAGAUAGGUUGCAACAAUAGGGUUUUUGACAAAAUAAUUCUGAUUAGUCCGGCGGACAG
This is a messenger RNA of Trichoplusia ni (cabbage looper), 918 nucleotides long. RefSeq lists its product as uncharacterized. NCBI's taxonomy places the organism in Eukaryota, Metazoa, Arthropoda, Insecta, Lepidoptera, Noctuidae. The coding region runs from base 460 to 849 and encodes 129 amino acids. The record is from RefSeq and is a predicted model, not a curated record. The transcript is spliced from 6 exons.